CAUACAUCACAAACUCCAACUUCCAACAACACUCUCAAACAACUACUACAACAAUGAUAUUCCAAGUUGUAGUACUGUAUUAGAGCAUGUCGUACAGUCAUCCGUCUAUCAUCCUCCCCCUCAAGAUUGCCGGCUGAUCAUUCAGAAAUAAACCUCAAAUAUCAAAAAUACAUAAAAUCAAAAAAUAUUCAUAAACACUUAUUUCCAUCUCGAUCACCCCACAAGCUCUACCCUCCUUCCUGCUCCUACACCCUCCAAAUCCAAUCCCAUCUGUCAUUCACCAACCAAACCAACCACACACCCCACCCCAACUCACCCUUUCCUGCUCACUCUACUUGAUACUCACUUAUCAACGUCUCCUUCGGGUCAAACCAUUGGCUCAUCUUGUUUCUCUCUGCUGCCCUUUUUGCAGCCGCUGCGGUGGCGAACUCAACGUUAACCACCCGUGCAUCUGGCAAACGUCGGGCUCGAUCUGCUUCACCUUCCCCCGCCUUUCCUGAGCCCACGCCCAAGCCAUCCAACAAGCGUCUUCGAGGAGCCAAGCCCGAUACACAAUCCUCUUCCACCACCACCACCCCAUCCUCAUCCAGUUAUAACCUCCGACAUCGUCACCCCUCUCAAGCCUCGCGUGUGGUCAGCUCGAGUACCGCCACUGCCUCUGUCGAUCGUUCUAACAAGGCCGAAUCCCGUCUCCGUCCGUCCUCUUCUCCCAAGUCCUCAACAACUAUGCCCAGGAAGCACCGAUCUAGUAAAACAGUCAUCAGUGCAGGAAAUCUCAAGGAAAAAGCCAACUCAUCAUCUCAUACCGCCCCUUUGGCUUCGACCUCCAAUCCAACCUCUGCCCCUGCUACUGCCAAAUCCUCUGAACAAGACGUCGAAAUGAACGUUCAACAUUCGAUUUCAUCGGAUCGCCCUGGAAAUGAUGGGACUGACCACACCUCGGCUCUCUCUACCUCCGACCAUGGUGCUAAUGAUGAAUCGCAAGAUGAACAAGAUAGUCCAAGUAAUAGUGAAGCAGAUGACCCCGAUCUCACUGAAGAACCCGGCGGGGCACACGAUGACUUUGGUGAUGAAAUGGAUCCUGAACAUGCAUCCCUACACGAUGAGGACGAUGACGAUGACAUGGACGAAAGCGAGAUGGCUGCACUACGUGCAAGCGAGGCUUUAUUUGGAUUUGACCGUGCGUCUACCACUGCUCGUGGGAUCGGUGGAGGUAGCGGUGGGGCCCUGGCUGGAUUGGAUGCCAUGGGUAUCAGCGGCUUACGUGGUCUAGGUGGGAUCAUGGCCGGAUUUACCCAUCGUCUCAAAAAUAUACUCCAAUCCCUCAAGGCCCGAGGCUCCGGAUCAUCAACGAGUCGGUUGGCAGCCCUGCAGGAGCUUGCCGAAAUCUUGGCAGUUAGCACCGAAGAUACUCUCGCUGGCUACUUUCAAACAGAUUCCUUUGCUCGCGAACUAGUUGGCAUCUUGCGCGGGGAGAGUGGCCAUAAUGAAUCCGAAGAUGAAGAAGAUGAAGUCGCCUUGGUCGCCGCCCUUACGGCCACCGGUAGCAGCUCAGGUUCAUACCAUCAUCCCAGCUCGGGCACAGAGGUUGAACAAAUGUUAUUAGCCUCUCGUUGUUUAGCCAACCUGAUGGAAGCACUCCCAGGUAGUGCGCAUACUGUCGUUCACCACGGAGCCGUGCCAGUUCUGUGCGCAAAGCUAUUGGAAAUAAAUUUCAUCGAUCUGGCAGAGCAGUCUUUAAGUACUCUUGAAAAAAUUUCGGAAGAGCUGCCCUCAUCGAUCGUUCGCGAAGGAGGACUGACAGCGCUCCUGCAAUAUCUCGAUUUUUUCUCUACCAAUGUUCAACGUACGGCCGUCACAGCCGCUGCCAAUUGCUGCAGUUCCAUAUCUAGCGACAGUUUCGAAAUGGUCAGAGAUGUAUUCCCAAUCUUGCGCAACAUUCUUUCUUACUCGGAUCAAAGAGUAUCCGAACAAGCCGUUCUUGCCAUCACCCGAGUAACCGACUCAUAUCGCCAUCAUCCUGAUAAGCUCCAGCAACUGCUAACCCCGGACGUCCUGUCAUCUCUGACUGCUCUUCUGUCGCCAGUGGGCGGAACUAAAAUUAGCGACAACAUCUUUUCUGCGAUCCUCAAAUCUUUCACAAACAUUGGUCGAAGUAGUCCAGAAGUUGCAACCAAUCUCUUGGACGCUGGACUUGCCGAUACUGUCUAUGGGAUUUUAGUUGGCCAAACUCCACCAGAAAUUCCUGACGAACAUGAUCUUGCUCUCGAGUUGACCAGCAACUCGUCGGUCAUUACCCAAGCGCUAAUGCGCAAAGAUCGAAAUCAAAUUCAGCAAGCGAUUGACCUUGUCGUCGAAGUUCUACCCCCUCUGCCUAAAAGCGGUAUAUUUGAUCCAAAGCUUGCCAAAAAGCCGAUAAACCCACAGGAGAAUGUCGCGAUGAAAGACGAAGAAGCCUAUUCGACAAGUGUUCCAGAGCCUUCGGCGCUGCCGAAUGAAGCCAUCAAUUCCUUUCCUGGGGUACGAUCUGCGAUGGAUGAGGACGUCAAGCCUGAUAUUUCAGCCAGAACAUUAGCCGCCCUUGCAUACAGCUCCUCAUCGCAAGUCAAAGAAUCCAACAAAGAAGCAGCUAUUGCACAUCGGAUUGAACUCUUACAAUCAACCUCACGCGAACAAGUCGUCCGGCGCUUCAAUGCUCUCUUACUCCCGACUUUAUUGGAAGUCUACGGCGCCAGUGUCAGCUUUACAAUUCGGCUCAAAGCGCUCGUUGCAGUCCUCAAGAUUGCAUACUUUAGCAAGGCGGAAUACCUCACUCGAACUCUGAGACCUAUCCCCUUGGCUAGCUUUCUGGCGUCGAUUCUCGCCAACCGUGAUCAGAACUCACUUGUGAUGUAUGCCCUUCAGAUGGUCGAUCUCCUCUUGGCCAAGUUGCCAGAUGAUUAUCACUUUAUCUUCCGACGGGAAGGCGUCAUGCAUGAAGUCAAUCGUCUCGCGGAAUCAGCUCCAUCUGGAUCACAUUCUUCCAUCAAGACCAGGAUAUCCAGUGCAACUGCUGGUGGUUCACGUUCAGAAUCACACAUAUCUACAACAUCAAAUCCGCUCGAUGAGGACCUACUACAAGUUCCAUCCUCCCUUGGUCGUCACGGCAGCAGUAGCAUUCAUCCCUUCUCGACUGCAUCCACCUCGUCAAGUUCCACGAGCACAAAAGAUCAACUCAUCUACCGCGCCCGUCACCUGAAAGCGAAAUGUGUCAUGGCUGAAACAACCGCUUCAACAAAAGCCCAAGAUAUCUUAGACAACAUCCGAGAUGUAGUUGAUGCACUUGGGACCGUUCCAACUCCUGAGGAGGCAAAGUCGGCACUUCUCAAGUUGGCAGCGCUCUUCAGUCGCGAGAACGAUCCAGUUACUAGUUUUGAACUUUUGGAGAGUGGCCUGGUUGAGGGUCUCUUACGCUUUGCCACGGAGUCUCGAUCCUUUGGACCAUCACUCAGUGUUCGCUCAGAGAUACUCUCCGAAACAUUCUUCUCCCCCUCUGAAGGCACUCCGGCGUUCGUACCUUUAGUAAAACGCCUUCAAGAAUCUUUAGGUCGUCUAGAAGGCUUCGAGGUUCUUACAGCUGUUGCAAGCACUCCGGAUGAUUCGCGUCGCAGCACCGCUUCCAUGCUAGCCAGGCAGUUGAAAAUCCGUCUCGUGGCUGCUGAGGGUACGGAUGUCCCCAAGAAUUGUGCUAAUGUGGUGGUCUCGAUACAUGCUAUUGCCACCUUCCAAGCUUUCAACGAUUACCUUCGCCCCCGAAUCAUCAAAGCACAAGAUGAUGAACGUCUUGGCCGUCCCUCGGGAUCCUCCAGUAGCAGGCUUUCAGGCAUGUUGGCUGCAUUCGCGGCAGUGGCCGGCCUACCAGCCUCAUCCUCUUCUAGCCCCAGCUCUCACCUCGAAGAAUCUGGGUUCACUCUUCCUUCGAGAGCAGAAGCUGCCGAAUCGAGUCAGUCCUCAUCUCUACCAGCUGUCGCCCCUGAAGUUCCUCUCAGCACUCAUGCUCCGCGGCGGAGCUCGCGUCUCAGUGGGCGAGGCUUAACUGCAGAAGAUCUCAAUCGGGAAGCGGCAGAUGCUCCUAUGAGCAAGCCCUCUUCUUCAGCCAUCCUCUCCACCUCCGCACCUACAGAUUCAAUGGAGGUAGACACUCCGCGGCGUGAUGGGAUGGAAGUAGAUGAUGAGCAGCCCACCGAAGGAAGCCCGAUUGAUCAAGAGAUGAGCUCACGUCCAUCAAAUGUCGAUGAGCCUCCGGUCAACGUUCAACCUGCGCAAGACGGCUCCAAAAUGGAAGCACAUACACCCCACGGCACUCGCAUCGCAACUCCACUAGGCAGUCGUCCUGCUUCUGCCCUCAGAAAACACUCCAAUAGCUCUCUUGCAGGCUUAGUCGCUAGUGGAGCAGCCAGUCGAUCAUCCAAACCGUCCUAUGCCGCAGCUGUCAAGGCCGAGCCCAAGGAUUGGCACUUAGCUUUCAGUCUGGGUGGUCAACCGAUUCCACUUGAUACGACAGUCUAUGGUGCGGUAUAUGCUCAUGAAACUCAACCCGGUCUACAAAGUCGAAACAUGUGGACAAAUGUCUACACGGUCACAUUUCGGAAGGUCGAUGGCCCAGUUCCAGCUUCGAAUGAAGAUGCAUCAUCAGUCGACCCCGAGUCUCGUGAAGAAGGUCUCUUACCGGCCUCCAUCCUUGAGGGCUCUCAACAGGCGUCAAUUUUGAGGCUUCUGCGAGCUUUGCACGGCUUGAACUUGGAUUGGCACGAAUUGAAGAACUCUGCUGAGCAAGCUGCAAGUAGCCUAGCGUUUGCCGAAAGCGUCUUCAUCAACAAUAAGCUGACUGCCAAACUCAAUCGUCAAUUGGAAGAGCCCAUGAUUGUGGCAAGUGCAUGUCUACCUGAUUGGGCUUGUGAGCUGCCGCAGCAAUUCCCAUUUUUGUUCCCAUUUGAAACACGGUUUUCGUUUCUACAAAGCACAUCAUUUGGUUAUGCGCGCCUGAUUCAAAAAUGGGUAGGCCAGGCUCGGUCUGAUAGCUCGCGCAGGGAUGAGAAUUUGGGUCUACUAGGUAGACUACAGAGGCAAAAGGUCCGGAUCAGCCGGCAAAAAAUUCUCGAAUCACUCAUCAAGGUUUUCGAGCUCUACUCUUCCUGUCGGGCAAUGCUUGAGGUCGAAUAUUUCGAUGAAGUUGGCACUGGCUUGGGACCCACUCUAGAGUUUUUUUCAUUAGCUUCCAAGGCUUUCGCCGAGAGACAGUACCAAAUGUGGCGGGAUCACGAAAGCGACUCUCAAGCGCUGCAUGUUUUCAGUCGCACCGGUUUGUUCCCGUCUCCCAUGGAUGAUCGGACAGCAGAAAGUGAAAAAGGUAUUGAGAGGCUCAGGAAGUUCAAGGUUCUAGGUCAAUUUAUGGCUAAAGCAUUAAUGGACUCAAGAAUUGUUGACAUUUCACUCAGUCGAAGUUUUGCUCGCUUGGUAUUGGAUUAUCCACUACCACUCACCAUCGCCAGUGUCGGAUUGGUUGACAAGUCUUUGGCAGCUUCAUUGGAGCAUUUGAACAAAUACGUCAUCGCAAAACACGCCAUCGAAGCUGAUAGUAGCCUUUCUGAAAGCGAAACCCACGCAGCAAUUCAGCAAAUCCGGAUUGAUGAUGCCACAGUCGAUGAUCUAGCUCUAGAGUUCAUUCUUCCGGGAUAUGACGUGGAGAUGAAACCUGACAGUUCCGCAACCUUGGUCACAAUCGACAACAUUGAAGAAUUCAUCGAGUUGGUGAUCUAUUGGACCCUCUCAAAAGGUGUUACUCGACAGAUUGAAAUGUUCAAGGCAGGCUUCUCCAUGGUUUUCCCAAUCCGAGAUCUCAAGAGCUUCACGCCCGAUGAGAUCGUCAAUAUCUUUGGAAAUGCUGAAUCAGAAGAUUGGUCACCCGAAGCCUUGACAUCUGCCAUGCGAGCUGAUCAUGGUUACAAUAUGGACUCGGCUGCCAUACGAGGCCUGAUCAAUAUCAUGUCAACAUAUGACGUUCCAUCUCGUCGCCAGUUUCUACAGUUCAUCACUGGUGCACCCAAACUGCCAAUUGGUGGCUUCCGUGGCUUGCAUCCUGCCUUAACGGUAGUUCGCAAGGCGGCUGAACCAGGACACUCCCCCGACGAAUAUCUUCCAUCUGUUAUGACAUGUGUUAAUUACCUCAAACUUCCCGAAUAUUCAAGUCAAGACGUGGCUGCUGAAAAGCUGACUAUCGCGAUAAAAGAGGGUGCAGAUUCCUUCCACCUUUCAUGAAGCUCAACCCUUGGUCAAGGGUACAAAAAGUUGGUUUCGGUCUUUUUUAUUGUGAUCCCUUUUCCCGUUUUACAACAUGUUCAGGCGCUUUUUUUUAAAUUUUAUUUGAAAUGCAACCAGAUGGUUAAUCGGUGACAUCUGACUCAGUUACAAUUUGCAAUGUCCCUUAGACAUCUCAGCGGGUUAUUCAUUUCGUCCUUUUUCCCAUAGGAUCUGGGUCCUAGACAAUAAGUUGUUGGCCAGGACAUCUUCUCACAUGCCACGUUGCAUAUAACGUCCCGGUAGAAGAAAGAAAGAAAGUAUCUUUUUGAGUGCUAGCUAUUGUUUUCGCAAUAAUCACGUAAUAUACAUAAAUAAAAAAGUGUUUUAGCUGUACUUUCAAGCAAACUCCAAUUAUCAAGCCCCGGAUAAA
Puccinia graminis f. sp. tritici CRL 75-36-700-3 is the source of this 6709-nucleotide messenger RNA. RefSeq lists its product as hypothetical. Gene Ontology annotation, cellular component: nuclear speck. Gene Ontology annotation, molecular function: ubiquitin protein ligase activity. The transcript has 13 exons. The coding region runs from base 727 to 6297 and encodes 1856 amino acids. Gene Ontology annotation, biological process: protein polyubiquitination; proteasome-mediated ubiquitin-dependent protein catabolic process. NCBI's taxonomy places the organism in Eukaryota, Fungi, Basidiomycota, Pucciniomycetes, Pucciniales, Pucciniaceae. The record is from RefSeq and is a predicted model, not a curated record.